AUGAGAGUCGCGACUGUUUUCCUGCUCUUCUGCGUUUGCAAUGCGUUUGCCACGAGAAACGCAUCGUCUCCCGACGCUUUAGUCUUACUGGGUUAUCCAGAUUGGGUCUGUUUUGUCUGCAUUAAAGUUGCUGAUGAACUGAAAGAAUUGAUUGACGAAACCGGCGAUGUGUCGGGGAAGAUCCAUGAAGCUAUGCAGGUAAAGUGAGAUCGUUAUUUUAGCUGAUAAAGAAAAGGAAUAUGUCUAUAUGAAUAUACACCUCAGAGUUCAAAUUGCGCUUUUCAGAAGCCAUGGUAAUUUUUGUCGCACGUUGUCGAAAUAUGUCACAUAUUACAUAGAAAUUAGGAAGACCGAAAAUCGGCUUUCUGUUUGUGCUUUACAGUAACAAUAUGUCUUCAAAAAUUUUUGUUUUUGCGUUCAAUUUGCAAAAAUUGUUUUGUUUUUGCGUUCAAUUUGCAAAAUUAUGAUCAAAAAAAUUUCUGCAUAGCCUAUGUAGGGUAUGGUAAGAAAAACCUUGAAAAGAUUUAGUCGUUGCCCUCCGAGGGUUCCUUGUAAAUUCUUCUUGACUAACAGGGGAAGUACUCCAAGUGCGACGCUCAGAUUGUGAUGAAACUUGGCAUAAAAUUAGACUAAUUUUUUCUAAGAUAUAUGCGAGAAUGCUAGCUCGCGCUUUGCAGAAAAAACCGAGAUUUUUAGAUCCAAAGUCGGCCAAAAUUUAGGACUUUUUGCCGAAUUUCGGCACGAAAAGUUUCAUGCCUAUUUCAACCGUAAAGGAUAAUGUUUCUACAAAAAAUCAAAUUUUUCCGCACGAAACUGCCAAAGUUAUGGCCAAAAAGCGCUUUUCUCUCUGACCGCUCUCCACGUUUAGCGUGCUCUCUCGGCGGCAAAAAUCGUUUGGUAUCUCGGCGGCGCCCGCAAAGCGCGAGCGAAAACUUUCAGGAAUUGAUACUUAGUCCAUACCCGACGUGUGUGCAAAAUUUAAAGAAAAUCUGAGCGUCGCAUUUGGAGUACUUCCCCUGUUAAUGAUAAUACCGCCGGCCAAUUCCAGCGAGUUUGCGACACCGAACCAUUUCCACUAAGUUGGGCGUGCACCGCCUUCUUCCCCUACGGCUUCCUCAACGAUCUUUUUGCCCUCCUGAGCCACGCCCACGCUGACUUCCCGUCCAGAGAUGCCUGUAAAGAUGUUACACUCUGCUGA
Messenger RNA from Bursaphelenchus xylophilus (pine wood nematode), 1198 nucleotides. The record is from the annotation of a GenBank genome assembly. Lineage: Eukaryota; Metazoa; Nematoda; Chromadorea; Rhabditida; Aphelenchoididae.